UUCUCGUACUGAUAUAAAAUUUAUAGGUUUGUAAAAUGUUGAAAUAUCACUUUAUAAAAUAAAUAAAAUAACAAAUCCUCGAUAAUGUUGAUGUGUAUUUGUAUUGUAAUUUUAAAUAUAUUUUUUAUAAAUUGUAACAAUGACACUGAAAAUGAUAGAGGUGAAUUAACAGUUAAUGAUAUUGCGUCUACGUUAGUGUCUCUACUAGGGGUAGAUGCAGAAAGCAAAAGAAUCAAGGAUCUGAACGAGAAAUUAAAGAAAAUAGACAGUUUUGUGGUUGACAAAGACAAAUAUGCUGAAUUAUUACUAAAUGAAACGAUGACCACCAAUUUGAAUGAAACCAAUUUCUUCAAUGCCUUAAAUGAAUCUGAUCACUUUAGAUUCCUGAUUGAAAAGGAACCCAAAAAUUUAUAUUUAAAAUUGAAAGAGAAAAUGAAUCGAGAUGACAUACUGAGGAUCGUUUCAAAAGCUCAUCUUAAAUCUUCGAAAUCUGGAAGAAAAAUGAUGGUCAAUAUAAAUCCUGAUUACAACGAAAAAGACGAAAUCAUUGAAGAAGUAGUCGAUGAGAUGAUCGCAAAAAUGCCUACAGACCAACACAAGUUUAAGUUUAGGAAAGAUGAUAAUAUUUAUUGGGACCCUCAGGGAGAGUUGGAAGAUUUAAACGAUUAUCAUAAGCAUAACGGGAGACGAAUAUAUAAAGGAGAGAGAACGACAAUAAGAUAUUAUCCAUUUAUGGUGUCUGUCCAUGUGAUGGGAAGAUUUUGGUGUGGAGGUAGCAUCUAUUGGCACGACCUGGUUUUAACUUCAGCCGCUUGCUUACAACUAAUGCACAACAAUCGUUUCUUCCGUGAAAACCCGGGUGUUCUAAAAAUACGAUUGGGCAGCAACCAUAGUCGAAUCGGAGGAGAAAAUGUUGAGGCUCUUGAAGUAUAUUUCCAUCCGGGAUACAAUCCAAGAACUCUUCGACACAACAUAGCGAUCAUUCGUCUUCGACGUCAUCUGUUCUUCAGCUAUCAUCGCAUACCUAAGCUUAUUGACAUCUCACACACAGAAAUAGGAAUCUCGCCGACUUCCGAGGUUCUGGUUUUAGGAUGGGGAGUGACAAAGAUGUCACAAAAACUUGCCUAUGAGCCUGUUUACUUGAACCGAAAGUUUUUACCAAUUUAUCCAAACGUGUUUUGUAAGGAUGUUUAUGGAAAAAAGUUUAUAUCAGAAACAAUGUUUUGUGCUGGAACAUUAACAACUGGCGAAGGAGCCUGUGAUCAUGAUGCAGGAGGUCCCGCAGUCAUUGCGGGUAAACUAGUCGGUAUUAUAUCGUUCGGCCCUUCCGUCUGUGGAUAUCCUAACGCUCCGACUGUAUUUACACUUGUCGGUGCAUAUUCUGACUGGAUUGAAAGUGUUAAUGAAUCUAUGCCUGGAUACUACAGGGGCAAGAAACGGACUACUACUUUAAAACCCAUAACAUUCGCAGAAUAUAAGAUAAAGAAACUGUACAAAGAUAUAGCUGAUCUUAACAGUGAUAAACCUGCUACCGCGACGACAGAGGCCAAAAUAGAGCUUCUGCGGCAGAAAAACAAGUUGAUGCAUGAUGAUUCUGACUACGGAUUUAGUAUUUUAUAGAAAUAAAAUAGAUUUUGCCGUCAUAAGUUAUAUUUCUCACAUUAUAUGUACUGUGGUAAUAAUAUUCUCUUAUUCACAAAGAAAAAUAGGCGACUAAAUGUACAACACUGUGCGGAUGAGUUAACAAAGCUUAAAUAAAUAUUCACUUUAUAACCAAA
Molecule: messenger RNA, 1778 nt
Organism: Danaus plexippus (monarch butterfly)
Lineage: Eukaryota; Metazoa; Arthropoda; Insecta; Lepidoptera; Nymphalidae
Product: coagulation factor IX-like
Exons: 8
Coding region: 85-1620 (511 amino acids)
Biological process (GO): proteolysis
Molecular function (GO): serine-type endopeptidase activity
Source: RefSeq, a predicted model, not a curated record